Molecule: messenger RNA, 1082 nt
Organism: Branchiostoma floridae (Florida lancelet)
Lineage: Eukaryota; Metazoa; Chordata; Leptocardii; Amphioxiformes; Branchiostomatidae
Product: troponin C-like
Exons: 6
Coding region: 105-596 (163 amino acids)
Cellular component (GO): myosin II complex
Molecular function (GO): calcium ion binding
Source: RefSeq, a predicted model, not a curated record
GAGCGCUGGUCACGUGACCGCGGGGUAGAUGAUAAAUAUUGGCGGGAAGACGGGGUGUCGGUUUUCACUUUCACUGCUGACGGACGGACGAAGACACGGUCAAGAUGUCGGACGACGGAGCGAGAGCGAGCGACUCCCUGACUAAGGAACAGGUGGAAGAGCUGCAGAUGGCGUUCUCCAUUUUUGACCGUGACGGUUCCGGCGAGAUCAGCACACAGAACCUGGGGACCAUCCUGAAACAGUGCGGACUGAACCCCAGUCGUGACGAGCUGGACGCCAUCAUGGCGGAGGCUGACGAGGACGGAAGCGGCACGAUGGAUUUUGACGAGUUUCUGGAGCUGAUGGCGAAACAGAUGCACCAGGACCAGUACGAGGUGGACGAGCGCGAGGUUCGCGCCGCCUUCAGGAUCUUCGACAAGGACAACGACGGCUUCAUCAGCAUCGAGGAACUGAGGACCAUGGCUGAUGCGUGUGGAGAGCACCUGAGUGAAGACGAACUGAAGGACCUGCUAGAUGAUGGAGACGGAGACAGGGACGGGAGGCUCGACUAUGAAGAGUUUAAGGAUUAUCUUGCGUCCCUUCAAAUCAAGUGGUGAAGAAGUGAAGACCGCUGAUCCUGUCCAGCUCAAACAACACGUCACACAAAUCCGGAAACAGGAUGAUAUGCACAACCACAGCCAACUUUGUACAAUAAUAAUCAUUUCAAUAUCUAGAUUCUGAUUUAUAUCCAGUUUACAAUCUUCUUUCGCAACGAGAAAUACAAGGCAUUACAAGGCAGUAACGUUAUAUGUUUUGAAAAUAUCACACAACUGAAAUGUUUGUUUUUUCUACACUACACACUGCGCCACCACCAAUCAAGAACCUCUCCACUGUAUAUGAGUGUUUUAUAUAGCAUCUAGUUUGAUGAGAGAAACUGAUUUAUAGUUGUGGAAGUUUGUAAGACCUUCUGGGACGCUAGAAGGAGGUAAACUUCUCUAAAACAUACUUUGUUCUGUCUCGUCCUAUUUUUACCGUAUGUCUGAUUACAUCAUAUUGUGAAUAAAGGAUGGGCGACGUUAAAGUCUGCCCAUGGCACAAAACAA